GCUAAGACUGGAAGUUUUGUGGGCAGUCACAGAAGGCUGGGCAGUCUGCAAGAGAAAUGGUGUGGUGCCCCUUUAAGACAUAGAAUAGGCUCCAAGAGGAGGAAUGCACAGAGUAGUCACAGGCAAGCAUUCACAGUAUAGGCAGCACAUAGACAGCUGCUGCCUCCUCUACACUGAGGCUCAUCCAGCACUGCUAGGAAAAGGAUCUGUCCUGCUACAACUAAGGCUUGUGUGCACAACAAGGUGAUGCUGGAAAACGAUUUAAAGGGAGGAAAAUGAGCAAGAUACCACCCUCCAAAUCUUGGCCACUUUUCCUGACAACACAGUCAGAGCUGUGAUGUCUCUUUCCUCUUGUGCAAAUCCUGUAGGAGUGAGCAGCAGAGCACACAGCACCUUGUACUAAUCCCCAGCAAGAAGAUUAUUUGGGAGAAAUUUAAAAAAAAAAAAAAAACCUUGCUUCAAUUCAACCAGGCUUCUUUUGGUGCAAAUGGAUUUUAAAAAGUGUUAGAUCAUUCCAAUGAAUGUCCCUGGAACUCCCUGCCCCUGGCUGGAUUAUUCAGAGAAUGGCGAUGGUCUGUGCAAUGUCUUGGGUCGUAUAUUUGUGGAUAAGUGCUUGUGUGCUGUUACUCUGUCAGGGAUCCCUCCAUCAGCAGAGCUUUCAACAACAUCAUCUUCAUCGGUCAGGAUUUUCUUCAGGGCACUUUCCAAACCACAGACAACUGGGAGAAAUAGAAGGUGGAACAUGCGAAGUCAUAGCGGCGCACAGAUGCUGCAAUAAGAACCGUAUUGAGGAGAGAUCACAAACAGUGAAAUGUUCUUGUUUGCCUGGAAAAGUGGCCGGAACAACCAGAAACAGACCCUCUUGUGUUGAUGCUUCAAUAGUUAUUGGCAAAUGGUGGUGCGAGAUGGAGCCAUGUUUAGAGGGUGAAGAAUGUAAGACUCUGCCAGAUAACUCAGGAUGGAUGUGUGCAACUGGCAAUAAGAUAAAGACCACUAGAUUUCAGGGUCACACAUGACCACCUUCAUGCAAGGCAAGAUGGCAUCUGAGGCCCUGAAACCUAGUAGAUUCAUCCAAGAUCCUAAAAUUUCUUUUUCCGGUCAUCAUCACAUCCACCUACUGAAGAAUGAGGAUGCCAUAUAGAAACUGUAAUCUUCUUGAAAAAAAAAAUACCCUAAGGAUUUACAAGCCAAAUGGAUAUUUUACUUGCACUUUGACUUUUUGAUGAAAAACUCAGUGGUUUCACUAUGUGAAACAAAAAUUAUCCAUGGGGAGCUAGAAUUUGCAAAAAACAAACAAACAAAUGAGCUAAAUGUUGACUUUGGCCAAGUAUGGGACAAGUAAUAUUUUGUGGGAUGUGGAAUUAAGGAUUUAUAUCUUCCGAGAUACAUGUAUAUAUAGAUGAAGGACCCACCGCUAAGACAUUAAGGACUCCUUCCUAUACUAGGACUACUACCCUGUUUAUAUCAAUAGGCUAAAACUGGCUAGACAUGGAUCAAACUUCUCGUCCAACUCAACAUCUACGCGGAAUCAAGAUCUUCCCACAGUUCCGGAUGAACAUGUUGAUGAUGAAAUAUGUUAUUUUUUUCUAUUGUGUUCCGGAAGCUUUUUACCCAUGUGUGAUUAUAGCAUGCCAGCUUUGAUUAUGUCAACAUUUCUAUUCAAUCGGUCACUCCCGCCAUCUUCCAACAAAGUAUUUUUUUAUAGGAAGUUCAACGGAGAAGGAAGCAAUGUCAAAGCACGAUACACCCACCAUGGAGAGUGUCCAUGAGUCUACGGCUAUCGGGAACUUUGUAUUAACACUGGUGUAAAUAGGAUGUCGGCAGGAUUUGUAUAACCGGUGCUGUCUGCAGUAAACCCCACUGUUUUGCACUUGCUUAUUCCUUUCAAAGUAAAAGUCUUAAUAAACAUUA
This is a messenger RNA of Hyla sarda, 1911 nucleotides long. It is a transcript of the gene TAFA1, whose product is annotated as TAFA chemokine like family member 1. Gene Ontology annotation, molecular function: receptor ligand activity. The transcript has 7 exons. Gene Ontology annotation, biological process: neuroblast differentiation; regulation of neuroblast proliferation. Bases 522 to 1016 code for a protein of 164 amino acids. NCBI's taxonomy places the organism in Eukaryota, Metazoa, Chordata, Amphibia, Anura, Hylidae. The record is from RefSeq and is a predicted model, not a curated record.